AUGGCGAGCCUCAGCCUCGAUUUUCUCCUCGCGAUAGGGUUUCGCUUCAACCCGUCGCCGCAGGAGAUCGUCUCCUACUACCUGCCGCUGCUCAUCGCCGGCGAGCAGCCCGAGGACACCAGGGACUGCAUCCACCACGCCGACGUCUACGGCGCCGAUAUGGACGUCGAGCCGGGGCGCCUCGCCGGGCGGUUCGCGCCCGUGGCCCGGAGCACCAGUAGCGACCGGUUCUUCUUCACGGCGUGCAGGCGGGUCAAGAGGAGGGUCUCGCGCAUCGCCGGACGCGGCACCUGGGUGGCGCAGUCGACCACGGACGUCAAGAACGAGGAGAAGGUCAAGAUCGGCGAGCUCAAGACCUUCAAGUUCAAGAAGGAGAGGGGCCGCGACGACUACAGCGACUGGCUGAUGGAGGAGUACCACUGCCACCCCGGCGGCGAGGAAGCCGGCGAUGUCGAGCCCGUCGUCUGCCGGAUCUACGUCUCCCCGAGGGCGCCCCUGCACUCGCCGGCGCGCCGAGAAUCGGCCGCUUAUCAACCGCCGGAACACGCGCAGCCGCUGGGCCCUACGCCGGUGCGAUCGGCGCCUCCGCGACGAGAGCAUCUGACCACGCAGCCGCCGCCGCCGCCGCCGUCCCUCCUGAAGAGGGCCCCGCCGGUCGCCCAGCCGCAGUGCUCCAAGAAGAUGAGAGGUGCUAUUCCGUUGAGCUCGACGUACGUCAUCGCCUCGGGCGGCUGCGGCGUCGUGUACCGCGCGCGCGACCGCCGCUCCGGCGAGACCGUCGCCAUGAAGUGCAUCCGCGCGUACCGGGGCGACGGCGGGGAGCUCGUCGACCGCUCCGACCUCGGCCGCGAGGUCGCCGCCAUGGAGGCCUGCAGGGGCCACCCGUACGUCGUGCAGCCGCGCGCGCACGGCCGCGGCGGCGGCGACGACGGCGAGGCCGUGCUCGUCAUGCAGUUCGUGGGGCCGACUUUGCGGCACGUCCUGAGGCGCGAGCGCGGCGGGAGGGCAGGCCGGUCGGAGCUCGAGGUCCGCCUCGCCAUGCGGCAGCUCCUGUCCGGCGCCAAGAGGAUCCACGACGCCGGCCUCAUGCACCGCGACCUCAAGCCGGACAACGUGCUCGUCGACAGCCGCGGGAACCUCAAGAUCUGCGACCUCGGGCUGUCCCAGAGCACCGCCGCGCCGCCGCCGUACUCCAACCCGAUCGGCACACGGUGGUACUGCGCGCCGGAGAUCCUCGGCUCGACGGACUACGACGACCGCGUCGACUCGUGGUCACUCGGCUGCAUCAUGGCCGAGCUGCUCACCCGGAAGCCACUCUUCCGCGGGAGCUCAGACAGGGAGCAGCUCGGCGAGAUCCUCGACGUCCUUGGCGUCAACGACAUUAAGCAGUGGCGAGGCUACAAGGGGCAGCGGCUGCCCGGAGGCUGCGGGCCGGACAGCUUCCUCCGAUGUUUCUUCCCAUGUCCGGCGGAGGCCAGGAUGCUCGGCCGGCCGGCGCUGUCGGAGGCCGGCUUCGAGGUGUUGAGCGGGCUUCUGACGUGCAACCCGGAGAGGAGGAUGACGGUGGAGCAAGCGCUCCGGCACCGGUGGUUUAAGGAGCUGGACAGUGCCAGCCUGCGACAUCGCCCGUAG
Molecule: messenger RNA, 1632 nt
Organism: Oryza brachyantha (malo sina)
Lineage: Eukaryota; Viridiplantae; Streptophyta; Magnoliopsida; Poales; Poaceae
Product: putative cyclin-dependent kinase F-2
Exons: 2
Coding region: 1-1632 (543 amino acids)
Biological process (GO): regulation of DNA-templated transcription; regulation of mitotic cell cycle; protein phosphorylation
Cellular component (GO): nucleus
Molecular function (GO): cyclin-dependent protein serine/threonine kinase activity; ATP binding; DNA binding
Source: RefSeq, a predicted model, not a curated record